CUGCGCUCCUGCUGCGCUCCUGCUGCCUGGCCGCGCCAUAUUGCGCCUGGAUGAGCAGAAAGAGGGAGGGAAGACCGUUCAAGCAUCUCCUCGUCUCCAAACACCCCCAGCCAGCUCCGGAAGACGCAGCGAGAACCGCAGCCACACGGAGUACAGAUUAACCUUUUUGGAAAGACUGGUUUUUAUUUAUUUAAACGUGUAGACUCGAAACAACAGAAAAAUGCCCAAAGCGGUCAAUGUUCGGGUCACCACCAUGGACGCUGAGCUGGAGUUUGCCAUCCAGCCCAGCACAACUGGCAAGCAGCUGUUUGACCAGGUGGUAAAAACCAUUGGAUUACGGGAGGUCUGGUACUACGGACUUCAGUAUGUGGACACCAAAGGUUACCAUACUUGGCUAAAGUUGGACAAAAAGGUGUCCUCGCAGGACAUGAAAAAGGAGAACCCGCUACAGUUCAAGUUUCGGGCCAAAUUCUUCCCAGAGGAUGUUUCUGAGGAGCUGAUCCAGGACAUCACCCAGAAACUGUUCUUCCUGCAAGUGAAGGAGACCAUCCUCUCUGACGAGGUCUACUGUCCACCAGAGACAGCCGUCCUGCUGUCGUCCUACUCUGUUCAGGCCAAGUUUGGAGACUACAACAAAGAAAUCCAUCGGCCUGGAUACCUGCUGUCUGAACGGAUGCUACCCCACAGAGUCCUGGAGCAGCACAAGUUAUCUAGAGAACAGUGGGAAGAAAGGAUUCAGGUGUGGCACGAGGAGCAUUGUGGGAUGUUGAAGGAAGAUGCAAUGCUGGAGUUCCUAAAGAUUGCUCAGGACCUGGAAAUGUAUGGAGUCAACUACUUUGACAUCAAGAACAAGAAGGGAACAGAGCUGUGGCUGGGAGUGGACGCUCUGGGACUCAACAUUUAUGAGAAGGACGACAAACUGACCCCAAAGAUUGGCUUCCCCUGGAGUGAGAUCAGAAACAUCUCCUUCAAUGAUAAGAAGUUCAUCAUCAAACCUAUUGAUAAAAAAUCUCCAGACUUUGUGUUUUAUGCCCCAAGACUGCGGAUCAAUAAGCGCAUCCUGCAGCUGUGCAUGGGCAACCACGAGCUGUACAUGCGCCGCCGCAAACCGGACACCAUUGAGGUGCAGCAGAUGAAGGCCCAGGCCAGAGAGGAGAAGCAGCAGAAACAGAUGGAGAGGGCCCAGCUGGAGAACGAGAAGAAGAAGAGAGAGGCCAUCGAGAAAGAGAAGGAACAGAUGGAGCGUGAGAAGCAGGAUCUGAUGAUGAAGCUCUACCAGUUUGAGGAGAAGACCAAGAGGGCAGAGAAAGACCUGCAGGACCAGCUCCAGAGAGCCAUGAUGCUGGAGCAGGAGCGGAGGAGGGCGGAGGACGAGGCAGCUCGUCUGGAGGCCGAGCGUCAGGCGGCCCUGCUGGCUAAAGAGGAGCUGGCUCUCCAGGCUGAGAGCCAAAAGAAAACUCAGGAGCAGCUGGCUUCAGAGCUGGCGGAGCACACAGCCAAGAUCUCACUGCUCGAGGAUGCCAAGAGACGCAAGGAAGAGGAGGCUGACACGUGGCAGCUCAGGGCCCGAGAGGCUCAGGACGAUCUGAUGAAGACCAAGGAGGAGCUGCAGAUGGUGAUGACAACGCCCCCCCCACCACCACCACCUCCCAUGUACGACCAGCUGGACGACAACAGUGACAGCGAGGAGAACACCAGCACCCACAGUGCCGACCUGCACAUGGAAGACAUCGACGACCACCGCAAUGAGGAGGAUCGCCUGACAGAGGCCGAGAAGAACGAGCGUGUCCAGAAACAACUGAAGGCUUUGACCUCAGAACUGGCUCAGGCACGUGAUGAUUCCAAGAACACCCAGAACGACUUACUUCACUGCGAGAACGUUCGGGCCGGCCGAGACAAAUACAAAACCCUGCGACAGAUCCGGCAGGGCAACACCAAGCAAAGGAUCGACGAGUUUGAGGCCUUAUAAGAAGCCUUGUGGCACUUAGUGUUCCCUUUCUGAAUGAUCACUAUGUCUCGCUCCUCUGCUGAUAGAAGCAAACGCACUCAAACUCAUCCAAGGAUAUUCUAAAACGUCGGUUGCAGACCAAACUUGGAGCAGUAUAAGCCCAGAACCGAGAUGAACUGAGUUUGUCUGGCAGGACGCUGGGCCUGCAAAGCUUUUAAGGAAACUUAGUGCCAAAACCGUCUCUCUUCUGCUUUUAGUGUUUUAAUUUUGAUUUUGUUUAAUCUGUUCAAACCAAAAUCAUUUUAUUUUCUUAACCAGAGGAGUCAUGUAGUGGAGGGAAUGGCCAAAUUUGAUUUCCGUAUCAUUAUAUGCUCCAGAGUACAUCUAAUCAAAGCCUCGCUUCUUUUCAUGUCUGUCAUUUGUUGUGAAGGAAGAAAAAGUUUGUUUAUAGCGACCACUCAGAAAGGGGAAGACAGUAUACGCACGUAAAUGUUUGUAUGUUUUCCAUUAUUUUAUAACUCUUCCAUUGAUGUUUAUUAAUGCUAUAAAGUAGGUUAAAACCUUGCCUAGUUAUAUAUUUAUACUGUAUAUGGGACAUAAAAAGGGUGUUUCAUCUUGGUUUGUAUAUUUUUGCUAUCUACUAAUUAUUAUAAAAUCAUUAAAUAUGUUUCAGAGGCUUUCAUAUAUAUAUAUAUAUAUAUAUAUAUAUAUAUAUAUAUAUAUAUAUAUAUAUAUAUAUAUAUAUAUAUAUAUAUAUAUAUAUAUAUAUAUAUAUAUAUAAUAUUCACAUACACAGUAUAUUGACCAAAAUAAUAGCAGUCCUAUGUUCCGUAGGUUUUUCUUUAAAUCACUUAAUUAAAGAGAUUUAAUUGUAAAUUAUUAUUUUUUAUUUUAGGACAUAUCCAGCUCAUGCCAGUAAAGUGAGUCAAGAACUAUCUUGGUACUUGAGUGUUUUGGGGGUGCAGUUCACAGCAUGCAGACGGGGAAGCAGGUUUUCUUGUACGUUAUGUGUCUGUUCUGUGUCGUGUCGAGUAGACUGAGACGAGCACUGGUCUGCUUUCAGUAUCCCAAGUGACCUUUCUCCGCAGUGGUCGGUCCCAGACAGUUGGUCUACACCUCUCGGCCAAGUUUCAUAGUCACAUAAAGUAUUUUCUUUUUUUUUAAUGUCAGACCUUCACUGAGGGUUUUUUAAGUUGGCCAAAGUGGACCGGCCUGAACGGUGUAAGACCAAACUGCUUCUCUAGAGUACUAUUUACUGACAUGAUAAUGGAAAUACUAUGCUGGCCUUUGUACCUGAACAGGAUUUUAUAAUGAAGUGUUCAACACAUUGGCAAUAAAAAAUACCUAAUUUCA
This is a messenger RNA of Cololabis saira (Pacific saury), 3301 nucleotides long. RefSeq names its product ezrin b (gene ezrb). The coding region runs from base 221 to 1969 and encodes 582 amino acids. Gene Ontology annotation, molecular function: actin binding; cell adhesion molecule binding. Lineage: Eukaryota; Metazoa; Chordata; Actinopteri; Beloniformes; Belonidae. The record is from RefSeq and is a predicted model, not a curated record. Gene Ontology annotation, biological process: positive regulation of early endosome to late endosome transport; regulation of cell shape; positive regulation of protein localization to early endosome. The transcript has 14 exons. Gene Ontology annotation, cellular component: adherens junction; cytoskeleton; filopodium.